CCUUCGCACACAAGAUGGCGGCGCCCAGCGGAGUAGAGGCCGCGUUUGGGGUUUGCUGAGGCUGACGCCCUUUCCCACUACCCCUUUGGACGCAAAGCGCCGCGAGCCCAGAGGACGGGGGCCGGGCGGGGACAGGGGUACCUGCGUAGCUGGACCGCGAGCCCGCGCCCAGCCUGCGCCGCCCCCACCCGGCCCCGGCCCGAAACCAUCCGUUCCCGGUCUCCUCUCGGUCUGACCCACUGCCCGGUCGUGGUUCGCCACCACCAAGCCUCCAAAGCUGAGCUCUCUCCUCCAGCCCGGGCUUACCUCACUUUAGAGAUGUUUGGCCUCUUCCUUCCCAGACAGCCCGACUUCAAAACCGGGACUCGUGGACCGGCACCUGGCCCCUUUUCCCUCCACUGAGACUCCACCCCGCUCUAACCCACUUCUUCCUCAGAUUCUUGGUUCUCCCUGGCUUGGAGACUGCUCACUUCCCUUCCAAAUUGAUCCCCGACGCCCCCCAAUAUUAUCAGCCUUGACACCCCCCUCAACCUGGAGCCAGACUUCCUUUUGGAUUAACCUCCACAGCCCUAUCAUGGAGGCUGUGUACCUGAUAGUGAAUGGGGUGGGCCUUGUGCUGGACCUGCUGACCUUGGUGUUGGACCUCAACUUCCUGCUGGUGUCCUCCCUCCUGGCUUCCCUGGCCUGGCUCCUGGCCUUCAUCUACAACCUGCCACACACGGUACUGACUAGUCUUUUGCACUUGGGCCGCGGAGUCCUGCUUUCAUUGCUGGCCUUGAUUGAAGCCUUGGUGCGGUUCACCUUUGGGGGGUUGCAGGCCUUAUGUACCCUGCUGUACAGCUGCUGCUCUGGCCUGGAGAGCUUAAAGCUCCUGGGGCACCUGGCCUCUCACGGGGCACUGAGGAGCCGGGAGAUACUGCACCGAGGUGUCCUCAAUGUGGUCUCCAAUGGCCAUGCUUUGCUGCGCCAGGCCUGUGACAUCUGUGCCAUUGCCAUGAGCCUAGUGGCCUACGUGAUCAACAGCCUGGUGAACAUCUGCCUCAUUGGCACUCAGAACUUUUUCUCCCUGAUGCUGGCCCUGUGGGAUGCAGUGAUGGGACCGCUGUGGAGGAUGACGGACGUUGUAGCUGCCUUCCUAGCCCACAUUUCCAGCAGUGCCGUGGCCAUGGCCAUCCUCCUCUGGACCCCCUGCCAGCUAGCACUGGAGCUCCUAGCGUCAGCUGCCCGUCUCCUGGCCAGCUUCGUGCUUGUCAACGUCACCGGCCUGGUGCUGCUGGCUUGCGUGCUGGCUGUGAUGGUGACUGUGUUGCACCCGGACCUCACCCUGAGACUGGCCACCCGGGCACUCAGUCAGCUCCACGCCCGGCCGUCCUACCACCGGCUCCGAGAGGAUGUGGUGCGGCUGUCUCGCCUAGCACUGGACUUGGAGGCCUGGCGCCGAGUCUGGAGCCGCAGCCUGCAGCUGGCCACCUGGCCAAACCGGGGAGGGGCUCCUGGGGCCCCUCAGGGUGGCCCUAGGAGGGUGCCCUCAACCAGGACCUGGCGACAGGACAUUCUUCCCGAAGCAGGGCCCAGAUCAGAGGCAGAAGAGGCAGAAGAGGUCAGGACGGCCAGAGCAACAGCUGCUCGCGGCCGGGAGAGGCUCAACGAGGAAGAGUCUGUCGCGGGGCAAGACCCAUGGAAGUUGCUCAAGGAGCAGGAGGAGCGGAAGAAAUGUGUCAUCUGCCAGGACCAGAGCAAGACGGUGCUGCUUCUGCCCUGUCGGCACCUGUGCCUGUGCCAGGCUUGCACUGAGAUCCUCAUGCGCCACCCUGUCUAUCACCGCAACUGCCCACUCUGCCGCCGGGGCAUUCUGCAGACCCUCAAUGUCUACCUCUGAAGCCUCCUUCCCUGCCUGCCCGCUCUGCUGUGCUCCAUGAGCCACCUGCGCUAGGACAGCUUUCACACCUGACCUCUUGGUUCCUGGCCUGAAUUCCCUCCUGCCCCCAUGGCCGUCACGCCGAGCCUCCAAGCCAUACGUCCAGGACAUGGAGAUAGGCUAUUCUGGAAGACUGUGAGCUGGGUGGGGCAGGGUAACAGCUUUUUCUCACCCAGUGCACCCCUGUGUGAUGCCAGAGGUGGUGAGUGUGUCACUGUGCAAGGCCCUGAGACUGCUGUGGAGCCCCCUCUAGCUUGCCAGGGCCCAUCCAGAUGCCAGCCUCUGGGGCUCCCCUUCUACUUCUGGUGUUUCUGUUGGGGAUUUGCAGGUCCUCUCCCUGACCCCUCCCCAUUUCCUCCCCAGCUUCUGCAGCCACAACACAUCACUGUCCUUCAGAUGUUUUGGUAACACAAGGGCCUUGGAAUGAACUUGAACCUUUGCUUUCAGCCAGAGCACCUGUGCACUGGUGGGCCUUGGGGAUAGUAUCUCUCAGGUGCACUUAGCGUGACCACUUCUGCCAAUCUUGAUCUUAUGAGGCUCCCUCCCAACCUGAUCCAACAGUUAGGAUCAAGAGUUUACCCCUGGGGGGGGUGUCUGCACCCGGCUUUGGGACCAUGUUACCCUCUGGCACCCCAGCUCCACUGGGAGCCUCAGAAGGGAUAACCAGAUUUCUACUUCUACCCCUUUCACUCCCCACAUCACAGAGAACAAUGGCAUUCCCCUUCUGUUUGUCUCUCCCUGGCACUGGGGAGGGCAGACUGCACAUUUCACUAGGGUCCAAAUAUGGAAGGGGCCAACCUAGGAGUAUGCAGCUCCCUCAUGGGUCUGUCUGACCCAGAUGGGUCUGUCCGGCCCAAUUUCUGGUGAAUAAAUUUCUCUUGACAGCUC
This is a messenger RNA of Lutra lutra (Eurasian river otter), 2806 nucleotides long. RefSeq names its product ring finger protein 26 (gene RNF26). Gene Ontology annotation, molecular function: ubiquitin protein ligase activity. The record is from RefSeq and is a predicted model, not a curated record. NCBI's taxonomy places the organism in Eukaryota, Metazoa, Chordata, Mammalia, Carnivora, Mustelidae. The transcript has a single exon. Gene Ontology annotation, biological process: ubiquitin-dependent protein catabolic process; protein ubiquitination. Bases 575 to 1879 code for a protein of 434 amino acids.